AUGGGCGAUCUUGACGUUUCGGCCAUGAUGAAUCCGUCGCUGUGGCCUCUCGACGCCAACAAUGCCCUCGGUCAACCUUCGGCGUCGCAAUUAAUGCAGCCUUUGGAUUUUAAUCAAUGGAGCCCCACGAAUCUGUCAGCGGAUACCACCCCGCAAGCAUCUACCCUAUUGUCGAUGAUGACCCAGCCCCAGGAUUUCUUGUCCAACAUGCCGUCCAAUUACACGUUGUCAUCCAUGGCUGGCCAGUUGCCUCCUACGCCUCCCGUCUCCUCGCCGGGAAGAUCGUUGGCAGAAUUGCAAGCCAUGGGAACCUUCCCCAUGGAUUUUCGUCCUCCCACGGAAGCAUCGCCUCCGCCGUCCUCCAGCAAUAGCAGCAACGUUACCUCACCAUGCUACUUUUCACAAAAUGCGAAACAGACGCAAGGACCGGCACGUCUAAACAAACAGCAACGAUCUUCAGCGGAGCAUUACCGGUCCCGACCCCACACGUAUCGACGUCGUACUUCGUCGCAUCCCUCCGUAGCCUCCAUUGUCUCGCUUUCAGCUCACGAACCGGUGGCUCGCGUGAUUGAUGGAAUCGAAUACAUCACAUUCCUUUACUCGCACGAUCGUAUUGCUAAGGAAUACACUGUACGGACGGACAUUGACAGUGUUGCUUUGGAGGAUAUUCCUAUGGAAUUCCGUCUGCAAAAUGCGAUUUAUCCUCGAGCCAAUGUGGACCGAGAAGAUUACGACGGCAAUCGUUGGGAUUAUGAAACCACGUGCAACAAGCUAGGCUGGAUCUUAUGUUGGCUUAACAAGGAGCAGUUAUUUGGUCGUCGUGGUUUGAUACAGCGUGCGGUAGACUCUUACCGGAAUCGGCACUCAGAGAUGCGAUCGCGCCGGGUCACUCGACAAGAAAAAGUCGCCAAUGGCACCUUGCGUAAACGUCGUGCUAAAAAAGGUCUUCAUCGCAAGGACUAA
Messenger RNA from Radiomyces spectabilis, 963 nucleotides. RefSeq lists its product as uncharacterized. The transcript is spliced from 2 exons. The record is from RefSeq and is a predicted model, not a curated record. NCBI's taxonomy places the organism in Eukaryota, Fungi, Mucoromycota, Mucoromycetes, Mucorales, Radiomycetaceae. Bases 1 to 963 code for a protein of 320 amino acids.